Molecule: messenger RNA, 611 nt
Organism: Panicum virgatum (switchgrass)
Lineage: Eukaryota; Viridiplantae; Streptophyta; Magnoliopsida; Poales; Poaceae
Product: ATP-dependent DNA helicase homolog RECG, chloroplastic-like
Exons: 4
Coding region: 52-447 (131 amino acids)
Biological process (GO): DNA repair
Molecular function (GO): ATP binding; nucleic acid binding; DNA helicase activity
Source: RefSeq, a predicted model, not a curated record
CAAUUGAAUGCUGUUAAAGAGAUUAUAUGGGAUCUCAGGAGACCAGUUCCCAUGAACAGACUCUUGCAGGGGGAUGUUGGCUGUGGAAAAACUAUUGUUGCUUUCCUGGCGUGUAUGGAGGUUGUUAGUUCAGGAUUUCAGGCUGCUUUCAUGGUUCCAACAGAGGUACUUGCUCUCCAGCACUACGAACACUUGACUUCAUUGCUGGAUAAGUUUGAUGGAGAUGACAAACCAAACAUUGCCUUGCUUACUGGCUCAACUUCCACAAGGGAGUCAAGGAUAAUACGAAAUGGUCUCAAAACUGGAGAGAUAGCCAUGGUCAUUGGAACACACAGCUUGAUUGCUGAUAAAACUGAUUUUUCAGCUUUACGUAUCUCUGUUAUAGAUGAACAGCAGCGCUUUGGAGUUGUACAGAGAGGCAGGUUUAAUAGUAAGGUAGAUUGCUGAGAAUUUGCUCUUUCACAUUGAAUGUUAACUAUGCAUUUCCUUUCUGUAUGUUGUUUUGUUCAAGUACUGGCAUGAAAACUAUAAUCCUUGGUGGACUUGGGGAGAAGUUUCUUGAUGGAUACAUGUUCUGGUCUUUGGGUAUUGUUAACGUGCAUUUAUUGUUA